Leptosomus discolor (cuckoo roller) is the source of this 264-nucleotide messenger RNA. The record is from RefSeq and is a predicted model, not a curated record. NCBI's taxonomy places the organism in Eukaryota, Metazoa, Chordata, Aves, Leptosomiformes, Leptosomidae.
GUGAAGCGCAGGGGCACGGCGAACCGCAAGGAGCGGCGCAGGACUCAGAGCAUCAACAGCGCCUUCGCGGAGCUGCGGGAGUGCAUCCCCAACGUGCCCGCUGACACCAAGCUCUCCAAGAUCAAAACCCUCCGCCUGGCCACCAGCUACAUCGCCUACCUCAUGGACCUGCUGGCGAAGGACGACCAGAAUGGGGAGGCGGAGGCCUUCAAGGCAGAAAUCAAGAAGACAGACGUGAAGGAGGAGAAGAGGAAGAAAGAGCUG